Molecule: messenger RNA, 306 nt
Organism: Pleurotus ostreatus (oyster mushroom)
Lineage: Eukaryota; Fungi; Basidiomycota; Agaricomycetes; Agaricales; Pleurotaceae
Exons: 1
Coding region: 1-306 (101 amino acids)
Source: RefSeq, a predicted model, not a curated record
AUGUCUUUCACCUCCACCUCCUCUAUGCUCGUCGCUGGUUCGACUUCUUCGAGUUCAUCGCCCUCGUCUUCCUUCGGUUCCUUCAGCUCUGGCAAGGCGGUCGCCUGGUGGAAGGAGGGUGUCUCGUCUCCUUCCCCAUCCUCGAUGCUGUCCGCCGGAUAUGUUCGUGCUGCAAGCGAGACCGUGGUCGCUCAAGUCCCCUCCGCAAGAUACGGCGGGCUUCAAAGGACAAUGGCGAUUGGCCGCAAGAGGGGCGCCGAGAUUGCUCGCCGAUGGAGCGACUCAAAGGGUGUUGUUUACGUCUAG